GGCAAAUGCUUUCAGUAUCGCCUCUCUGAUUUCAGUCGCCGCCGCCGAGCAAGCAGGGAAAGGAGAGCUGGAGGAGCGCCGCGGCGGCCGCAGCGCGCCCGCCCGCCCCGGCUGCCGCCCUCAGAAGAUGCACUUCAGCACCGUCACCAGGGACAUGGAAGCUUUCACGGCCAACAGCCUGAGCAGCCUGAACGCCUCCGGGGGGUACCACCUCUCCCCCUCCCCGGGGGACCCGUACGGACAGCAUGAGCCGCCGCACUACGAGCCCUGCACGGCUCAGCAGCACCCGCACCCGCCGCCCCAGCCCCAGCACGGCUACCCUUUCGGCGGGGCGGCGGCGGCGGCGGCCGGGACCAACCCGCCGGCCCCAGGCCCCGAGCAGCCCGAGGGCGCCGGUGGAGCCGCUGCCGGGCCGGCCGCAGUCUCGGGCUGCUCUGCGGGGGCGGCCGCCGCGGCCAAGGCGCCCGUGAAGAAGAAUCCGAAAGUGGCCAACGUGAGCGUUCAACUAGAGAUGAAGGCGUUGUGGGACGAGUUCAACCAGCUGGGCACCGAGAUGAUCGUCACCAAGGCAGGCAGGCGCAUGUUCCCCACCUUCCAGGUGAAGAUAUUUGGGAUGGACCCUAUGGCUGACUACAUGCUCCUCAUGGAUUUCGUCCCGGUGGAUGACAAGCGCUACCGGUACGCCUUCCACAGCUCCUCCUGGCUGGUGGCUGGCAAAGCCGACCCCGCCACCCCCGGGAGAGUCCAUUACCACCCGGACUCCCCGGCCAAAGGGGCGCAGUGGAUGAAGCAGAUCGUUUCCUUCGAUAAGCUCAAGCUGACCAACAAUUUGCUGGAUGACAACGGGCAUAUCAUUUUGAACUCCAUGCACAGAUACCAGCCGCGUUUUCACGUGGUCUACGUGGACCCCCGGAAAGACAGCGAGAAGUACGCGGAGGAGAACUUCAAAACUUUCGUCUUCGAGGAGACGCGCUUCACGGCAGUGACCGCCUACCAGAACCACCGGAUCACGCAGUUGAAGAUUGCAAGCAACCCUUUUGCCAAGGGAUUCAGAGACUGUGACCCUGAGGACUGGCCCAGGAACCACAGGCCAGGGCCUCUUCCUCUCAUGAGCGCUUUUGCCAGAUCCCGGAAUCCAGUCUCUUCCCCAGCCCACCAGAACGGGACAGAGAAAGAUGCAGCCGAGAGCCGGCGGGAGUUCGAGCGGGAGGCCGGCGGGACGGUGCUGCACCAGGCCGAGGCCGCGCACCAGCAGCUCAUGUCCCGUGUGCUCAGCCCUGCGCUGCCGGGCGGAGGCGGCGGGCUGGUGCCGCUGGCCGGUGCGGGCGGCGGCCGGCCCAGCCCGCCGCACCACGAACUGCGCCUGGAGCCCGCCGCGUCCGAGCCGCUGCACCACCAUCCCUACAAGUACCCGCCGGCGGCGGCCGCCGCCUACGACCACUACCUGGGGGCGAAGAGCCGGCCCGCGCCCUACCCCCUCCCCAGCAUCCGCGGGCACAGCUACCACCACCAUCAUCACCACCACAUGAACGCGGCGGCUGCGGCGGCGGCGGCCGCCAACAUGUACUCGCCGGCCGGGGCACCCGCCGGCUACGACUACGGGCCCCGGUAACGGGGCACCGGCGGCACGAGAGACACCGCCCUCCCCCUUCCCGCCUUUCCCCCACCGCCGCCUUACGAGUGAGCUGAUUGGCCAGCUUGACCUGAUCGACAGCCAGACAGCCCAAUCGCCGGCAGCCGGGCCCCGCCCCGCGCCCCGCCCUGUGGGGGCUGUGAGGGCGGCGGUG
Molecule: messenger RNA, 1787 nt
Organism: Zonotrichia leucophrys gambelii
Lineage: Eukaryota; Metazoa; Chordata; Aves; Passeriformes; Passerellidae
Gene: TBX1
Product: T-box transcription factor 1
Exons: 8
Coding region: 128-1612 (494 amino acids)
Biological process (GO): positive regulation of DNA-templated transcription; cell fate specification; regulation of transcription by RNA polymerase II
Cellular component (GO): nucleus
Molecular function (GO): RNA polymerase II cis-regulatory region sequence-specific DNA binding; DNA-binding transcription factor activity, RNA polymerase II-specific
Source: RefSeq, a predicted model, not a curated record